AGUGCGGUGCUGGAUUUGCGCUGUAAUAGUGUAUUAUUGCACACUGCUCUAACAGCAUUAUUUUAAUUCCUUUAGCGAUUACUGUUGCAGUUUUGCACUGAAUCUCGGCUCGAUUCAGUAAAAAUGGUGAAGAUUGCGUUUAAUUCCGCCCUGGCGCACAAAGCUCUGGGUAAAGAAGCGCCGCUCUCAGAUCAGGACCCAGAGACCGGCUCAGUGUACAGCGCUGAGACCUCCACCGGGCGCUGUCUUCUUACUCUGCUCGGCCUGGCCUUCAUCAUCUCAGGUCUGAUAGUCGGAGGAGCCUGUGUGUACCGCUACUUCACCCCUAAGAAGCUGUACCACGGCUCCAUGCAGUUCACCGAGCUGGACAGCGCAGACAUGCCGAUGGACGUGGAGGUGCAUGAGCCAUAUUACCUCCCCCGCAUCGAUGAAGACGUGGAGAUUCGGGACAACGUGGCCAUCAUCAACGUUCCUGCUCCUCGUUUUGGGAAGGGAGACCCGGCAUAUAUCCUACAUGAUUUUAAGAGGAAGCUGACGGCUUAUUUGGAUUUAACUUUGGGAAACUGUUUUGUCAUUCCUCUCAACACGUCAGUGGUGAUGCCUCCUCAGGAUCUGCUCGACCUCUUCCUGCAGCUCAUGUCUGGUUCGUAUAAGACGUUCCUGGUGCAGGAGGAUCUGGUGGUGACCGAACGUAUUGAUGACAUUAGUCCUCUGGGUUAUUAUAUUUACAACCUAUGUGAGGGUAAACCCACGUACAGGAUGCAGCGGCGCAGUGACAUCAUGGGAAUACAGAAACGCUCAGUGGAAGACUGCUUCAAAAUCCGCCACUUUGAGAACAAAUUCGUCACCGAAACCAAAAUCUGCCGAGCCUGAGAAAGCGGGGCGUCAGGAGGGGACAGAAGAUCCCCCUUUCAUUGCCUGGUGGGGUGACGUGGAGCGAAUUAAGAGUGAGUGAGGUGGUGUUAAGCAGAAAGGGGCCGGUCUUCUACUCCUGCUAGUGCUUAUUUUAGAAUACGUUCUAAUGAAUGGCAGACCUUUUUGCUUUUUUCUUCUCCACCUGCUCACAGCUUAGUGACCUAGAACCAAAACCUAAAUCAUUUAGUAGUUUUCUACACCCUAAAUGCCUCUACAGGGGCGCCAUUUUAGUGUGUUCUUUCUGCUUCUUUACUUUGUGGACGAUGGUGUUAGCGUAAAUAUUUCAUGCAAAAUGUCGACCUUGAUGCAUUUGACCUGAAUUAAUGUUACUACUGAAGCACAUGUUGGUAAUCUAGUCUCACCUGUAUGAUAAAUAAUCCUCACUUGCGUACGCUUCUCAGAAACUUCUACAGUCUAUUCUGUUUAUGUUCCUCUGUAGGUCAUGCGACUGGGUUGUAAUUUUAGUGUGUACAGGUUGAGGGUGCUAUACGUAGUUUUGCAUCUGGAUUUGGAUUGCAUGAAGCAUUAACUCGGCUAAAGAACACAUUUGAAGACCAGAUUAAUACUGGAAAGUCUAGGGCAUUUUACCCAAACUCUGCUAUCCAGACAUGAUUCAGUCCAAACACUGUAUCUAAGACUGGAUCUGAAGUCAACCUAAAAAGUGGGAUCCCAUUUGCUUGUAUUUUAGUUUAAAUUAAAUCCUAAUCCAAUACCACCUGGUUUCAACCAAAUACGUUAUAAAAAGUUAUAAUAAAUUAAAUGUAAAGGACAAAUGCAGGAUUUUAACGGCUUCCUAAGUGCCACCACAAUUAUUAAACCACUGUUUAAUGCAUCUAUUAUAAAACCUGCUAUUAAACUUAUUCCAUUUCGGUCACUUGUAUCCAAUGUUUACUUUUAAAAUGUCAAAACAAGUUGACAUACUUUAAUAAAAAUGUGCAUUAAAGGAAAUUCAGGACCUACAAACUGCAGAAAAUAAUUUAAGCCUUUCCUAAUUCAACAAAGCAAGUUCUUAAAUUACUUUAAGAUACAUAAAUAACAGAAAUUUAUAUUAAAAAAAAAUGUGCUGGUACUCAGCAGUGCUGCCGCCUAAACUACUCAGUCAAUUGUCUGUAAGAAAAAUUCACAUUUUGAGAGGAAAGGUUGUUGCUGUGCUGCUUUAUUAGCUACCUAGAGAUAUCCCAGUUAUUUAGAUAUUGGGUCUAUUGGUUCUUCAAUGGUGCAACCACAUUUUAAAACUAAUAACACACCUACCCAACAAUGUAGGUGGGAUUAGUUCUAAAGCAGAGAAUGCAUUCCUUAUUUUUAUUAGGUUAAAAUCAAAGAAACUGAAAGUACUCAAACAUCAAAAUAGAUGGUAAUUAAAAAUAAAUGCAAACACUUGCAACACCUAAACAUAGUCCAUUUUAUUAAUGUGAAUGUGUUUAUCCACACCCAUAUAACACCCACAACCUCAUGGAAAGUCCAACUUAAUCUGUAGUUUUUCCAUAGUGCUCCAAUGUGCUCCAAAAAUUCUGUAUUUGGAAAGUAAGAACGCACUUUACUUUGUUUAUAUAAUGUUACAAACUUGCACCAUUCUGAACAAGUACUGAACAAUACUGGUGUACUAGCUCUACCUAGUGUUAGCCCGGUAAAUUGUGACUAUAUAACAUAUAAUCAUUUUCCCAGAAUGCACAGUGUACUAUAGCUAAUUUACUUGUUUGACAGCAGGAAAUGGGAACACCAUACUGGAUAAUGGUUGUCUGAAUAGCUUUGUUUGGGUGUGGUCAAUUGUAUAAGGUUUCUAAUUUAGUCAUUUAAGCUGGCACAGUUUUUGUGACCCCCUAGACUGAAGUGGGUUUAGAUUCAGAGCGGUCUCGCCUGGCCGUCUCAGGAUUCUACCACCUCGUCUGAUUGGUUGCUGGUCGCCUCAGAACAACUUGCUUGCCAGUAGUCAGUGGUGUGUUAACCAUCACUCAACUGAUCACAAAUGGUUUUAAUGUUUAGAAGGAAGUGUUCAUCCUCCAGCAAAAGGAUGUUACAUAGAAAUUAAGUAAAAAAAAAAUGUUUAUUAUUUUGUAUUGUUGGGAGAUUUCAGAAUCCUGAGUGCUUUGUAAUGAAGAACAAGAUGUGUUAUAAUAUCUAACAGCUUGUACAGAUGCAUCAUGCUGAGCUUGAAGAUGUUUGGUCAGUUUGGUGUAAAUAUUCUCUUUUGUUGUUAUCUUUCUCUUGUCGUUGCAUCCUGUUCACUCCAACAUGGCACUGUAUACUGUAAUAGUUUGAAAUCCCCAUUUUCAGAUGGAUCAGUAGUUCAACUUCUGCUCAGGAUGAUAUUCAUGACUGGAGAGAUGAUUGUUGUAUUUCUGUUCAUCAAGACAGAAAAUGAAACAUGAAUGGAGCUGGAUGAUUUGAUUGAUUGAUUGAAUGAACCACUGUUAAUGUUGGACUGCUGAUUAAUAAUGUGUGUAAAAUAAAUGCAUUUCUUUACCUAAAA
Trichomycterus rosablanca is the source of this 3385-nucleotide messenger RNA. RefSeq names its product integral membrane protein 2A-like. The record is from RefSeq and is a predicted model, not a curated record. Gene Ontology annotation, molecular function: amyloid-beta binding. Gene Ontology annotation, cellular component: extracellular exosome; Golgi apparatus; plasma membrane. Gene Ontology annotation, biological process: negative regulation of amyloid precursor protein biosynthetic process. The coding region runs from base 124 to 873 and encodes 249 amino acids. NCBI's taxonomy places the organism in Eukaryota, Metazoa, Chordata, Actinopteri, Siluriformes, Trichomycteridae. The transcript is spliced from 6 exons.